Molecule: messenger RNA, 1626 nt
Organism: Necator americanus (New World hookworm)
Lineage: Eukaryota; Metazoa; Nematoda; Chromadorea; Rhabditida; Ancylostomatidae
Exons: 12
Coding region: 1-1626 (541 amino acids)
Biological process (GO): rRNA catabolic process
Cellular component (GO): cytoplasmic exosome (RNase complex); nuclear exosome (RNase complex)
Molecular function (GO): endonuclease activity; 3'-5'-RNA exonuclease activity
Source: RefSeq, a predicted model, not a curated record
AUGGAGUUAAAUGUCAAACAGAGCGGUAUUGUAGAUCGAUUAGUGUUCUCUACAAAUUUUAAGAUUAAGAACAGAUGCUUGAAGCGUACUUGUGAACGAUAUCUUCGCGAUGAUCUUUCAUGUGGGCUUCAUAGUUGCAAACUCUGCGCAUCUCUAUCUAUAAAUAAUCUCGGAAGGGAAGCUAACGGAGGCGAGAACUCCAUUGUCCAAGGAAACCACGCAGUCAUAGUGGAUGCUGAAGUCCUCAUGCGAUUUAUCGACAUUUUCAACUCGGAAUUGUUCAGGAAUGUCAUAAUCACUCAGAACGUAUGGGAAUAUGUCAAACAGAAAUCUGUUCCAACCUACAAAAAACUCAACAAAUUGGUUUAUGAAGAUAGGGAUCCCCGAUUUGCUGUGUUCAUGAGCGAGUUUCACCACAAAACGUUUGUCCGACACGAAGAAGGUCUCAAUGACUCGAAGAGGAGAGAAAAAGUGCUAUUUGUUUGCGCGAAUUACUUAAAGGAUCACUGGUUGGAGUAUGACUUCAUACCUGUUGUUUUAUGUGCCGAAAAUGAAGUUGCAACGAGGCUUAGAAGCAAUUAUGAACUAACUUUCACGAUCAAACAAUACGUUGAAGGAAUGUUGAAUUCGAAGAAAAGCGAACUUCUGGAUAGCAUGGCCGCGUACGACUCUUCAAAUGCAGAAGGAAAGAUAAUUUAUGAAAAUUAUUUACCUCACGAUGAAAUCAUCAAGGGUAUUGCUCAUGGAACCAUCAAGAAAGGGACGUUUUCGGUUUCGCGCGAAAACUACCGCGAAGCGUAUGUUCUGGUGGACCCGGACACAAUGUCAUCGUGGUUUGUGAAAGGCCUCCAUUCCAAUAGAGCUAUCGAUGGGGAUGUUGUGGCAGUACAGUUGUUACCUGAAGAAAAAUGGACUCUUCCUGAAAAGAAAGUUUGUCUGCGAGAUGUAGAAGAUUUGGAAAUGAAGGCUGAUGAUGAAGAAGCCGAGGAGGAGGAUGAAGAAUGCGAGAAUCUUAGGGCAAAAAGAGCAAAGCUGUCGUCCAUUCCUACAGCGAAGGUUGUAGGAAUCAUGAAGCGAAACUGGAGACCAUAUUGCGGAAUUUUAAUGAAAAGCCAGCUUAAAAACGCCAGGCGUCAUCUCUUCUGUCCCAGCGAUCGUCUCAUCCCAAGAAUCCGGAUAGAAACUGAACAAGCAGAUAUCCUGGAACAUCAACGCAUUGUGGUAAGCAUCGACCACUGGCCACGUGAUAGUAGAUACCCACUCGGGCACUACGUACGUGCAUUGGGUAAAAUCGGCGAUCGGGAAAUUGAAAAUGAAGUCCUCCUACUAGAACAUGACAUUCCCCAUGCUCCCUUUUCUGACGCCGUAUUGGAGUGCUUACCUCAAGAGAACUGGAAGCCGGAUUUACAACCUCCGCGAAUUGAUCUGAGACAUUUGACUAUAUGCUCAGUGGAUCCUUUAGGAUGCACUGAUAUUGAUGAUGCUCUUCAUUGUCGUCCUCUUGAUAAUGGAUUUCUGGAGCACACUGCCAAAGCCCAUAACCUGAAAGGUCUACUGCCUGAAGGGAGCAUGGAAUCUUUGGCAACAACCAUUCGUUUCGUCACGCUGAACUGCCGAACACUAUGA